Messenger RNA from Malus domestica (apple), 753 nucleotides. RefSeq names its product heavy metal-associated isoprenylated plant protein 26-like. The record is from RefSeq and is a predicted model, not a curated record. Gene Ontology annotation, molecular function: metal ion binding. Lineage: Eukaryota; Viridiplantae; Streptophyta; Magnoliopsida; Rosales; Rosaceae.
CGACUCCGCUAACUUGUGUCCCAUUCCAAAAUCAAAAGCCUUUGAGAGAUUUUUGAGUCCUUAUCUGAAAUCCUAAAAGUAUUUCUGUUGUGCAAAUUUCGUUGGAAAUCCAGAAGGGCAGAAAAUGGGUGUUUUGGAUCAUUUUUCGAAUCUAUUUGAUUGCUCAAGUGGGAGAUCCAGGCUCAAGAAACGCAGGCAAUUCCAGACGGUGGAGAUCAAGGUGAAGAUGGACUGCGAAGGAUGCGAGCGGAAGGUGAAGAGAUCGGUGGAGGGAAUGAGGGGCGUGACGCAGGUGGACGUGGAGCGCAAGGCCCACAAGCUGACGGUCGUCGGAUACGUGGACCCCGGCAAGGUUCUGGCACGUGUCGCGCAUCGGACGGGGAAGAGGGUGGAGUUCUGGCCCUACGUCCCGUACGACGUCGUGGCGCACCCUUACGCCGCCGGAGUGUACGACAGGAAGGCGCCGUCCGGGUACGUGCGGAACGUGGAGGACCCGCAGAUGGGGAACCUGGCACGUGCGAGCUCGACGGAAGUGCGUUACACCACGGCGUUCAGUGAUGAAAACCCCGCUGCCUGCACUGUCAUGUGAGGUGUCACUUUGCACGUGACAUUUGUGGAAUCGACUUGGAAUUUUGGUUAAUUAUUUUGGAGUACGCCAAUGUCAUGUGUUGUUGCACUUUUUUUUUUUCAAUUUCUUUUUUGGUUUGUUGAUAAAUCAAAAUUUAUGAAAUUGGCUAUGUGUUGGUCUUUGUA